Molecule: messenger RNA, 1995 nt
Organism: Danaus chrysippus (African queen)
Lineage: Eukaryota; Metazoa; Arthropoda; Insecta; Lepidoptera; Nymphalidae
Source: the annotation of a GenBank genome assembly
CUGCAGGCCAACGGCAACCACUGCGCCGGGGCUCAGGAUCUUUUCCUGCAGUCCAUGGCGGAGUGGGCCGUAGACGUGGCGGUCAUAGCGGAGCCGUACUGUGUCCCUGCCCAACCUCAUUGGGCGGGAGACGUGGACGGCUUAGUUGCGAUCGUCACGCGGCCGGGAGCCGGGCCCCCCCUCGCCGUCAAAGCGAGGGGCCACGGGUAUGUGGCGGCGGUUCGGGGGGAGGUUGCCAUCGUCGGGGUAUAUUUCUCCCCGAACCGCGACCUGCCGGCCUUCGAGAGAUUUCUCGACUCUCUCGGGCCGGUGGUAGGGCAGUUAGCGCCUCUCCAGGUGUUUGUGCUGGGGGACCUCAACGCCAAGUCCACGGCGUGGGGAAACCCCCGCACAACACCGAAAGGGAGGGAGCUGGAGGCAUGGGCGCUGACUGCCGGACUGUCCCUUCUAAAUUCGGGGACGGUCCAGACGUGCGUGCGACGGUUGGGAGGUUCAGUGGUGGACGUCUCGUUCGCCACUCCGACCAUCGCACGCAGAGUGGAGGGAUGGAGGGUUGAGGCAGGAGUGGAGACGCUUUCGGACCACCGUUACAUACGGUUCGAAGUGUCUCCUACUCCUGCCGGUCGCCGGAGUCCAGUGUCGAAUUCCUCGUCGCCUCGGGAGAGAAGUCGGUUCCCGCGUUGGGCGCUGUCAAAGCUCAACCGGGAACUGGCUAAAGAAGCGGCCGUCGUCGGUCGCUGGAGUCUCCCGGAGGGUGCGGAGUUAGGGGUGGAUGAAGGGGCUAGCCGCUUUGGGGACGUUCUUCAAAACGUCUGCCGAGCGGCGAUGCCCCCCGUAGGACGUCCCCCUCCGCGGGGAGCGGUAUACUGGUGGUCUGAGAAUAUCUCAGAUCUCCGGGUCGCCUGCAACGGGGCCAGGAGGGCAUACACCCGGAGUAGGCGACGCCGCCCCCAGGACGAGGAGCGAGAUGGUCGGCUGUACAGGAUCUAUGUGGAGAAGAAGUUGAUCCUGCAGCAGGCCAUCCGCCGGGCCAAGGAGGCAGCCUGGUUGGAGCUGGUGGAGGGUCUCGAUCGAGACCCUUGGGGCCGACCGUACAAGCGGGCGCGGAACAAACUCUGCGCCCAGUCGGCCCCCAUCACGGAGGUGCUCCAGCCGGCUGUUCUGAGGGGGAUCGUCGGGGAACUCUUCCCCGACGCUCCAGCGGGUUUUACUCCCCCCAGAAUGGCCCGGCUGACGCUGGAAGAGGGCGACCGCGUUCCGCCCACCGUCACGGAGUCUGAAAUGGAGGCGAUUCUGGCUCGCCUCCAGAGUAAGAAGAGCGCACCGGGUCCGGACGGGGUGCACGGGAGAGUUCUCGCUCUCUCCCUGGUGCACCUCGGUGGAGCCCUCAAGGAGCUGUUCGACCUCUGUCUGAGGUCCGGGCAGUUCCCGAGGGCCUGGAAGGAAGGCCGGCUUUGCCUUCUUCCAAAAGGCAACCGGCCUCCGGACUCGGCUUCGGCGUGGCGACCGGUGGUUGUGCUGAACGAGGCGGGGAAGGCCCUGGAGAAAAUAAUGGCCACCCGUCUCGUUCGGCAUCUGGAGGAAGGCUCGGGCCCGGGACUGUCAGAGUUUCAGUUUGGGUUCCGAGCCCAUCGGUCGACCGUCGAUGCUCUCAAACGCCUGAGGGCGGUGACGGAAGAGGCGGAACGCAGAGGAGAGGUAGUGGUUGCGGUGUCGUUGGACAUCGCAAACGCGUUUAACAGCCUCCCACACAGCGCGAUACAGGUGGCACUCGAGUAUUUCGGAGUGCCCCUGUAUCUGAGGAGGCUGAUAAACAGCUACCUCUCCCAGAGGAGGGUGGCAGUCGAGAGCCGGAGGGGGUCCAUAGAGUGGUGGACAGUCGAAAACGGCGUGCCACAGGGGUCAUCUGCUACGCCGAUGACACCCUCGUCUUAUCCCGGGGACGAAACUACAGGGAGGCGGCGCGGCUGGCCGAGGUCGGAACUGACCUCGUGA